Messenger RNA from Talaromyces atroroseus, 2088 nucleotides. RefSeq lists its product as hypothetical. The record is from RefSeq and is a predicted model, not a curated record. The coding region runs from base 1 to 2088 and encodes 695 amino acids. Lineage: Eukaryota; Fungi; Ascomycota; Eurotiomycetes; Eurotiales; Trichocomaceae. The transcript has 6 exons. Gene Ontology annotation, molecular function: glycosyltransferase activity.
AUGUUUUCCGCGAUCCAAGCCAUACACAAAUUCCAGCGUCGCGGAUCAGCGAUCCAAAAGGAUCUCAACCGCUGUGAUACCGAGAGAUGCGCGUGGGCCGGCCCUCCAUUAAAUACGCUCUAUGCCGGCGUCUCGCUGCAGUUUGUCAAUGAAAAAGCAGCAGCGGUCGUCGCCAUUGCCAUUCGCGAUACUACGUAUCUGUUAGACUUCUAUGAGCAACAUUUUGGAACUCAGCUCGACCAACAGCUCACGAAUAAAGAAGUGGCCGACUUCAUUAUUGCCCGGCUUCGGGAAUAUAGCGAAGAACAUGACGAACGCUUUACGGGGAUAGGAAUGCCUGAAGAUGUCGCAACUCGUUACCCCGAACUGUGCUCACGCUUGUGGCAUGAGUUGGACAUAGUACCCAUAGCAUUUCCUGAAGGUGUUCCGCUUUUUGCUUCCUCUCAGUAUACAGAUCCCACCAAGUGGGACACUAAAUCUAUCGAUGAACUUGCCGAAGCGAUGUCUCGAAGAUGUGUGAGAUUUUUCGGCCCAAGUAACAAUCCAAUCUUGGACGUCGGCUUCCAGGGGUUAGUGGAAGUUGAUUGCGCAUUCCGCAUUCGUAUGGCUUCGUUGAGUGAUUACCAACCCACCGUUGGACCUACCACCUGGAGGGCUAUACAUCAUUAUGCUGCAGAAAUCAAGGAGCGCAACAUUAAGAUCGCUUUCUUUAGUGCAACACCUCAGGGCGGAGGCGUUGCUCUCAUGCGGCACGCUCUUGUUCGGUUUGCGCGGACAUUAGGUGUCGACAUCAAGUGGUAUGUUCCCAAGCCGCGUCCUGGAGUAUUUCGUAUUACCAAGACGAACCACAACAUACUGCAAGGCGUAUCUGCUCCAGAAGAGCGGUUUACUAGCGACCAUCAACAACUCAUGGAAGAUUGGUUGCAAGACAAUGCCAACAGAUAUUGGCUGUCAUCGGGUGGUCCUUUGCAGUCACCAUCGGAAGGGGGCGCUGAUCUUGUCGUUGUGGACGACCCUCAAAUGCCUUCCCUCAUCCCCAUAGCGAAGAAGUCAGCGCCGGACAGGCCAGUGAUAUUCCGCAGUCAUAUCCAAAUUCGAAGUGAUCUUGUAGAAAAACCUGGCACCCCACAAUUCGAAGCAUGGCGAUGGUUGUGGGAUCACAUCAAAUUAGCGGACAUCUUCAUCAGCCAUCCAGUAGACGCCUUUGUCCCGGCAACCGUACCUAAGGAAAUAGUAGGCUAUAUGCCUGCUACUACAGAUUGGCUUGAUGGUCUUAACAAGACUAUGCGUAAUUGGGAUAUAGCCUCAUAUGGGCGCAACUUUAAUACACUCUGCCGCCACAGCCACACAGCGACUAUCAAUUAUCCAGAUGAUGAAUAUAUCAUUCAAGUCGCGCGCUUUGAUCCAUCCAAAGGGAUAAUCGAUGCCCUCAAGGCAUAUGCGAAGUUUUAUGAGCUCAUCAAACAAAACGCAAUUCAUAUCCAGCCACCCAAGCUUUUGAUAUGCGGUCAUGGAUCUGUUGACGAUCCUGAUGGGAAUGCAAUUUAUGACGUCGCGUUUUCUUAUUUGAAAGACCACCUUUCCCAUUUGUCAGACUUCGUCAGCAUUAUACGUCUGGGACCGUCAGACCAAAUGCUCAAUGCUCUUCUUUCCAAGGCAAAAAUUGCCUUGCAGCUCUCUACCCGAGAAGGCUUUGAAGUGAAAGUAUCCGAGGCGAUCCACAGGGGCAAGCCUGUCAUUGCAAGUAGGGCGGGCGGAAUACCACUACAAGUGCAAGACCACAAGAAUGGGUUUUUGGUUGAAAUUGGCGAUGCAGACGCUGUUGCACAGCAUCUGUAUGACCUUUGCACCGACGCCGAGUUGUAUGACCGCAUGAGCCAGGCAGCCUUGGAGACAGUCAGCGAUGAAGUCACCACUGUAGGAAAUGCGUUGUGCUGGCUGUAUCUCGCUUCACAGCUGACUGCUGGCAAGAGUGUGAAGCCCAACGAGGAAUGGAUCAAUGAUAUUGCUAGGAAAGAGGCGGGUGUGCCUUAUGAGAAGGGCGAGAAUAGGUUGAAGAGGGCCGUUAAAGUCGAGAAAAUGGGAUAA